Lachnellula hyalina is the source of this 597-nucleotide messenger RNA. RefSeq names its product Translocation protein (gene sec72). The transcript has a single exon. The coding region runs from base 1 to 597 and encodes 198 amino acids. Gene Ontology annotation, molecular function: protein binding. Lineage: Eukaryota; Fungi; Ascomycota; Leotiomycetes; Helotiales; Lachnaceae. The record is from RefSeq and is a predicted model, not a curated record.
AUGGAAGACACCGAAACUUUCACGCUCGUCCCACUCUACAUGGACCCCGCCUCUAAAAUCAUCUCCUCCAGCAACACGUCCCGUGCUCUUCAAGAAGAACUCGCAGCCCUGAACGAUCUCCACAAAGCUUUCAAAAAGCUCGACACUGAUGUCCCUCCUCCUCCUAUUCCCGUCAAUCCAAAGCGCUCUGCAGGCAUCACUAGGCUGCGCGAAUCCGGGAACGCAGAGUUCCGCAAAGGCAAACACACCGAUGCGAUAAACUACUACACCUUGGGUCUGCAAAUGGCCUUGACGAGACCAGCGUGGGAGCCGAGUGGGCUGGUUAGAGAUGAGGUUGCGGGGUUAUAUUCAAAUCGCGCGAUGGCUCAUGUAGCAAUAUCGAAUUGGGUGGAAGGGAGUGUCGAUGCAGAGGCCAGUGUAGAGGCUAAGAAGGCGGGGAAUGCUAAGGCGUGGUGGAGGAAGGGGAGGUGCUUGAUUGAGAUGGGGAGACUGGAAGAGGCUAAGGAGUGGGUUGGUAAAGGGCUCGAGAUGGAGGGUAACGAGGCCGAUUUGGUGACAUUAUUGAAGGAGAUUGAGGGGAAAGACAAGAAGUCUUAA